This is a messenger RNA of Arctia plantaginis, 1497 nucleotides long. Lineage: Eukaryota; Metazoa; Arthropoda; Insecta; Lepidoptera; Erebidae. The record is from the annotation of a GenBank genome assembly.
AUGUUAAUAACAGUUAUAUUAUUUGGUGUGAUAUUAAUAAUUUCAUUUGCUUAUUUUAAAGGCAAAUAUAAUCAAAAGUACUGGAAUAACCUUGGCGUGUCUUUUUACUAUAAAAGUAAAGCCGGCGGUCCUUUUUUGGAUUUUAUUUUCGGCAACAAAGCUCUGUUUCAAAUUUUCAGUGAUAUAUAUAAUAAUAGUGGGAAUGUAUCCGCUGUUGGACUCGGAUCUUUCUUUGACAAGGUAUUGUAUGUUAAGGAUCCAAUAAACGUGCAACACAUUACCCAAAUAGAUUUUAACUCAUUUUACCACAGAGGUGUUCCUAUAUGUGACGAUGACCUUCUGGCUGAUAAUAUAUUAUUCAAUAAUGGUGCAAAAUGGAAAUUACUUAGAAAGAAGUUGACUCCACUUUUUACCAGUGCCAAGUUGAGGAAUAUGUACUACAUUAUUGAUAAGAGCGCUCAAGACUUUGUGGAAUUUCUAAAACUAAAUCCCGAUAAACUAAAAGGAGAAGCCCAUUCAAUUUAUGAUACAAUCACACACUUUAAUUCAGCAGCUAUUUCUGCUUCUGUAUUUGGAAUUGAAACAAAAUCAACUUUCGAGUCACCCUUCCGUGAAAUGAUAGUAAAAGCUAUUAAACCGUCAUUAGAUCUAAAUUUGAAGUUCGCAAUAGGUGCAAUCAGCGAAAAAUUGUACAAAGUGUUAAAUUUGAAAUUAUUUAAUAAGCAUGAAAGUUUUUUCAUCGGAGCUAUGAAAAAAGUCAUUAAAAAUCGUAAAGAAGAAGAAAUAAUCAGACAUGACUUUGCAGAUUUAUGUGUAAAGCUCCAAAAAGAAGGCACAAUGGUGGAUCUUGACAAUAAUUUAUCUAUAGAACCAACUGACGAAGUAUUAGCUGCUGAAGCAUUUUUUUUCUUUAUAGCUGGCAUUGAGCCUUGUACAGCUAGUAUGUUUUCGACUAUGAUGGAAAUGGGACGGCAUCCAGAAAUCUUAAAACGGGUUCACGAGGAAGUUGAUGCUGUUUUCGAAAAAUAUAAUUAUCAGCUUACCUUUGAUGCAAUUGCGGAAAUGGACUACUUGGAUAGAGUCCUAAGCGAGAGUUUGCGUAUGUAUCCUCCGCUCGGCUUAUUAUCAAGAAAAUGUAUGCGAGAUACUGUUUUACCUGUUGGUAAUGUUCCUGUUAAAAAAGGAGUCAAAGUGUAUUUCCCAGUUUACGAUUUUCAUUAUGACCCGAAAUAUCAUCCUAAUCCAGAAGUUUUUAAUCCAGACAGAUUUUUGAAAGAGGAAGAAAUUAAUGAUUUGACAUACCUUCCAUUUGGUAGAGGUAACAGAAUCUGUAUAGGGGCAAGAUAUGCUCGUUUACAAGUUUUAAGUGGGUUAAUGCAUUUUCUCAGACAUUAUACUGUGAAGACUCAUGAGCUCGAGGGAGGUAUACAAUAUGAAAGAUCACCAAUGCUAGUGAGACCUAAAAAUAUACUUAUAGAGUUUAUUCCUAGAAGUUGA